CACGAUAGACUAGAUAGUUAUGAGGCCCGUCUAAGGAUAGUUGAGUCAGAACAUAUCACAGACCUUGAGCCGGCCCUCAUCAAGUUGGAGGAAGAGCAACAAAGGUCUGCAAGUCUUGCUCAUGUGAAUGCCAUGUUGAGGGAACAGUUAGACCAGGCGACAGCAGCUAACCUGUCAUUAACCAGCGACAUCCACAAACUCACUGCUGAUUGGCAAAAAGUCAGGGAAGAACUUGACAUCAAAGAAAAUCAGUGGAGGGAGGAGGAGCAGAGCUUCAACGAUUACUUCAGUGCAGAGCAUGGCCGUCUUCGUUCUCUGUGGCGUGCGAUUGUCGCUUUUCGUCGCAACUACAGCGAGCUGAAGACAGCUACAGAAAGAGAUCUGUCUCACGUGCGUCAGGACGUGACAAAGGCGGCACGAAGCAUGCAUACAGCUUGUCUCAACCUAAAUGCCAACAACCGUAACACGGAGACUCAGUCACAAAGACAAGAAGCUGAACAGGAAUUGAGGAUGAAGAUUGAAAAAUUACAGGCAGAGAGGUCAAGCCUCCAGAAAAAAGUUCAGGCCCUCCAGCGUGCCCUCACUACCCUUGAAACCGAGAAGCGCGAGACUGAACGAGAUCAAAUCAGGCUCGAGAAAGAUAAAUCUGCUCUGCAAAAACUCUUAACAAAGUAUGUUGAACGUGAAAAGUUGAGGUCAGAGGAGCUUGCCAGCAAGUCUGUUAUGGAACAUACUAGCUUGGACCGUAGUCUGUGCAAGGUUGAAGAAGACCUAGCAAUCAAGGUUCAAAACCUGCAGGCCCAACUGGCUAAGGCAGAGCAGCAACAUGCACAAAGAGAGAAUGCUUUGCAAGCGAAGUUGACUGACCUUACGACACGCCAGCGUGCUGAUACCGAGAUGGAAACUGAGCGUCUGCGCAAGGCACAGAUGCAGGCUGAACGUUUGCUUGAUUCCAGAGAACGUGCCAAUAGGCAGAAAGUUAAGGGCAUGGAAGAAACGAUUGCUACAUUGAAAGACCAGCUAGCAACUGAAAUGCGUAAACGACAGCAGUACAUUCAGAGAAGUGCCCGCACUGGAGAUGAAAAAAAAAAUGACAUCCGUUCCAUGUUAGAUAACUCCCUAACAACUGUAGGCCGCGAUCCCAGUCUGGAGAGACAACUUCUGGAAAUCGAAACACGUAAACUUGAUGAUUCUCUAGAUGUGCACAGUUACCAAGCAAGAACACCAACUCGCCGAAGAUCACCAAUGCGCACACAGGCCACACCACCAACUCGCCUUGGGGCUCGGUCUCCAUUUGGACGCACUGGUAGCCCAAUGUCUAUGCGUAAAUUGAAAAAAUAGUGCCUAACAUUCAUAUAGUUAUACAAUUGUUAAACUAAUGACACACAUGUACAUAUCUGUACCCUUUUCCAUUAAAGGGAACCAUGCAGUAUCUAAAGAUAUAAACCGAUAUUAUCUAUUUUUUUAAUAUGUACACACUUUACCAACUACAUUUUGUUAUGAUUAGUAAGUAUGCCUUUCUGUUUCGUUUCAUUUAAGACUACUGGUUAAAAUUUCACAACGGUUGAAUUAAAACACAGAUAUAUACAGAACUUUCAAAUAUCUUUUUUCGACCACGGUAAAAUUAUAAAUAAACACUUAAAAUUGUACUACAAAUUACCUGCAGUUUAAAAAAAGUUUAAUAUUAUAGAAAAUAUGGUUAUUAAGUUACAAUUCAUAAACAGUUCACAGAUCAUACUUAAAGAUGGUAAGGAUAUGACUAUGAAGUGAAAUUAUGUGUAUAUGUUUGAUAUUACAUUGUUUGAAACCGACUUGUAAAAUUUACACUGCUCUGUACAUUAGCAUAAUAAUACUUGUGUAAACAUUAUGUUGUUUUGGGCCGGUGGCCUAUAUAUCAAUAAAGAAAUUGUCAUUGUCA
Molecule: messenger RNA, 1918 nt
Organism: Mercenaria mercenaria
Lineage: Eukaryota; Metazoa; Mollusca; Bivalvia; Venerida; Veneridae
Product: rootletin-like
Exons: 8
Coding region: 133-1341 (402 amino acids)
Source: RefSeq, a predicted model, not a curated record